GAUAUAUUAUUUUUACAUAAAUUAUCAGAUUCUUUGUCAGAAUCGAUUAACCUACGUUCUUUCGUUUGUCAAAUCAAGUUUACUUCAAUAUAAUAAUAAGUACUCUUUAAAUUAAGAAGAAUGAAUAAUUUGCAAAUAUUUUGCAGGGUAUCAACAAGUCAGGUUCGCUAGACUAUAAAGUCUUUUGUAAUAUUUUCCAUGUGCGCAAUCAAUGAAUAAAACAGAAGCAAUCGAUUUCCUUCAGGGUGAAAAGACCAUGUAUUUUGGUUAUUUCAUACCCACUAUAGUGUCCUUAAGUAUAAAAAUGCGUCGUUUGGAGCCUAAAAGUUUGAAGUAUUUAACCGAAAGUAGCAAAAAAAUGCAUGAAGCUUUGCUUAAAAGAUUUGAAAAGUACUUCCUGAUUCAGCCUGACGCUUGGGAUGCUGUUAUUGCCGCUAUUUCUGUCCCUGACAUUAAGUUGCGAUUUGUGAAAGCUCUUUUAGAAACAGCUAAAACGCAAACAGAAGAGGAAGUUAAAAAAAUGUUCAACACUUAUGUGGUCAAGUAUGGAAAAGUAGCCUGUGCCAAAACUCGUAUUCUACCUCAACCACCUCAAAAAACAUUUUUUGACUUCGGGGAUGAAAGUAAUGAUAUUAGCAUACAAUGUGGUUCCACUGACUCGGAAAAUUAUUUGCAAGAAACGCUAUUAUACCUGGCCGAACGAGAAGAAACAACAAGUUGCCUAAAUAAAUAUCAGGCUAUUAAAAACCGCUCCCUGCCCAGUAAUAUUUGCUACCUCAUUGUGUACGAUUGGGAUUUGCAUGAUAAUCAGCAUAAUACCAAGGAAAACACGUACGCUUCCUGGGCCAAACAGAUGCUGGACAAAGCAAGCGACCCAACAAAUAAAAGCCUGCGGGGAAAAAGGGAUAGGAUCGUUGAGUUUGUCGGCAUUCGUAUCUUUGCCGUUAUUACCUCCGACGCCGGUAAACAAGCUACACAUCAGCAAUAUCAGCAACAGUAA
This is a messenger RNA of Anastrepha ludens (Mexican fruit fly), 1000 nucleotides long. RefSeq lists its product as uncharacterized. The coding region runs from base 212 to 1000 and encodes 262 amino acids. The transcript is spliced from 4 exons. Lineage: Eukaryota; Metazoa; Arthropoda; Insecta; Diptera; Tephritidae. The record is from RefSeq and is a predicted model, not a curated record.